Molecule: messenger RNA, 3590 nt
Organism: Leguminivora glycinivorella
Lineage: Eukaryota; Metazoa; Arthropoda; Insecta; Lepidoptera; Tortricidae
Exons: 3
Coding region: 153-1001 (282 amino acids)
Cellular component (GO): extracellular matrix
Source: RefSeq, a predicted model, not a curated record
GCCGCCUCGAUUGCCCGUUCUUAAUUUAAAAUUUAAACGUCGGCGAAAACGAACGCGUUUGUUUUAAACGGCCUAUCGUGGAAGAUGCGUUUUGUCUUUUUGAGUUAAAUUGUCUAGUGGGUUUGUGAUUCUGUGUUGUUUUGGUUAGGAAAAUGUUUCGUUUAACGAUAAUUCUCUCAGUAGCGGGAUGCAUCACUGCAGAAAGCUGGUUUUCGAGAAAUUCAGCAGCCACCGAUUCUCAAAUUCGCUUCGCGAUAGAAAACAAAUACGACCACACGGGCCCCGGAGCACAAGGGCCUGAAUAUGCGUACAAAACCUACAAACAUCUAGACGAAGCUAUACUGGCCUAUAUGAACGACCCAGAUACACAUCUUCCAGAACAUGAAAAACACAGAGCAAUUUAUCACUUCACACAACCGGCCUAUUAUCCUCCAUCAAAUAGCAUUAAUCAUGUGGAACGUCUUCCUAGAUAUCAACCGAAAACGGUCGAUGAAUACACUGGGUACAAACCACAACCACCACAAACCCCCGACAUUGAUUUCGCUACUUAUAAUCCUCAAGGAAUAGACCAUAAUGUUGUCACUGACUACACAGGCUGGAAACCAUACGAGGUCACAGGCCACAGAAAGCCGAUUGACGAUCCCUCCUACUAUAAACCAAGACCUAGUGAAAUAACUUUGAAUUACCCAAAAGAGCACACCAAGCUUGGGUUUAAAACGAUAAACAGUGAGGUUCGCCCGGUGCAUGCGAAGUCGCCAGCACAUUUAGCAGACCCUGCGCAUGAGUACGACCCGCAUCCUCAAUAUUCCUUCUCUUACGGAGUUCAUGACAAAGGCACCGGUGACUCUAAGUCAGCUCACGAGACGCGUGACGGCGGCACCGUACGCGGCUACUACACAUUCAUGGACGCGGACGGCAAGCAGCGUACUGUCCACUACACUGCUGAUGACAAACGAGGGUUCAGAGCUAAUGUGCAGCGCACUCAUACGAACAAGCAAUAGUGUGGGGUGGAGUGCUAAAGGGCAGCCUACCGUGAACUACAUCGCCAAAGCACUAAUACGCCAUAAAUAUGUGAGAGAUCGUACACCUUUGGGAACACUCCACACUGUUAGCGCCUUUUGAACGUCUGCAUCUCGGUAUCUCGUGAACUCUUUGGCUCCUGCUCGACGCAAUGGCAACAUUUUUGCCAUAGCCCAGACUAGACGCCAACGUUCAAUAGUCACUUGUCUCUUACUUUCAUACUACACAAGAGUUUUAGAACAAUGAUUCCAACUAUGCAGUCUAGCAUUUUACAGACCUAGCUAUAAUCUACAACUUACGCUAAAAUACCACAUCUAUGGCCAAAACCGACUGUUUUUUUGACCGAUUAGUUUACCUAUUGUUUAAAGAUUUGAGUUUUAAAUCCUUCUUUCAUAAAAUUAGAGUAGGUAACAAAUAGAAUGGCAAUUUGUAGAAUUAGGCGAAAGCCUAAAAAAAUAAUCACACUAGAUUUUGUAAUUAGUAAAUAUAUUACAGCUAAGUCAUAAAUACAUAUGUAUGUCUUAUUAGACCAUAAUACUAGUAUUUUUACUCAAUAUAUUUAAAUAGAAUUGAAUGUGUGCUAGCUACCAUGUUAUAAUUAUUGUUAAGUUUAUAUUUCAUUACGUCAAGCUUGCCAUGCUCUUUAUUUUGUUGAUUUGUAUACAAUUCUGCUUAAAACAACAAAAACUUUUAUAAAUGUUACACCAUCUUUUUUACUUCAUUGACACUUGUUUAUAUUUUUGUACUUACAUCUUUAAGUUCUAAAUAAUAAUUAGGAAUAGAACCUCAUAAUUGUAUUUCUACAUACAUAAGUAAAUAAAUGACUAUUGUUUAACGAGUGAAAUAAAAAUGUAAGAUUAGGAUUUUAACCAAUUUUAACAGGCUUUUAAAAUGUAUUAGAACUGUAAUUUCUGGCCCGAUUUUUAUUAUUUACUGUUGAAACAAUUCUUCGUGGUGCUUUUUAGACGGUUUGGAAACUUUUUACCGGCUUUAAAAAUUCCGUUGCAAUUAGUAGUGUGGCAAAAAGAGUAGAAAAUAAUAGGGGCGCCACCGUCUAUGCAAACCGUUUUGCAUAUGGCAACUAAUCGGACAAUUGACUAAAUGACAAUUACUAUGUUCAAAAAAAUUAGAACUUUUUUGACAAGCUGUAUGUCCUAAUAGAAGAGCAAUUCCCGAAAAGUUUGUACAUUUGGAUCACGUCUCCGAUUUUGAUAAAAAUUGGUAGGCUGACAGAGUCCAUGAUGAUGAGCAAGAUCCAAUAGGUUUCCUAAAAUGUCCUAGGUAGUUUGUAUGAAACCUUCCUUUUUUGUUACCAGAUUUUAUACAUUUUCGGUAACAAAAAAGAAAGUUUCGGGAAUUGCUGAGAAAUACAAUACUAUACAAAAAUAUUACGAAUAAUAAAAAAAGUGUCCAAUUGUCCCCUACCUUACUGUGCCGUAAGCACCCGAAUUGAUCUGAGUACCAAUUCAUUGUAUCAAAUUUAUUCCCUAACAAGCAUUCAAUAAAUUAGUCCUAUUCUAAUUAGAUAUCCAAUCACUGGAACAAUUACCUUGGCUUAAUUAUCUUAAGAUUUUUUUAUGAAUUAAAGUCAUUGUGAUGAGGCUUUUUAUGUAAGAUAGAAGGUAAUUUUUAUUUCUUCAUACGAGUAGCUUUUAUUUUUGAGAAAUAAGUAAACAUACAAUUUUGUGUAUGCAGUGCUCACUAAAUACUUUAAAAAAAAUUAGUGUCAUAAGUUUUAAGCGAACCUUAUAGACUAUUACACACCAUAUAUAUACAAUUAUACAUGGUGUAACAUAAGGGAAACCUAAUAAUUUUAACACCAUAAGUAUUCUAUAUCACAUUUCAAGACUAAAAUGUCUUAUUUCGUAGUUUCAGAGUCCUAACAUUAAUAAAAAACUUCUUAAUAUUUUUCAGCCCAAAAUACUUUUUUGAUAGCGAUGAUGUCAUUAUGGGGCAUAAUAUACUAUCGUUAUUGAUAAAUGUCAAGUGACAAGUCACAUAUUGCAAAAGUAGGUUUUAAGAAGAAAGAAGAAAUAUAUUAAUUCAGUUUAAGAGCCAGUUUCACGAAUGACAUUUACUUUUUCAGUGAAAAUACAAUCCAAAAUAAAGUUAAAAAAAAUUACAAAAAUUACUUAAACAACAAUUUUUUACCUUCUUUUGACCUUAGAGAUGCGUGUGGUUAAAAUCUUUCGGGUUCCACGUAUUUUACAGUGUCUCAGUGUGUGUGUGUCAGUGUCAAUAUCUUCUUUAUUUAAGUAGGAAAGCUAUAUUCGGAGUGAGAACUGACCACUCUGUGAUUACGUAUUUUUUGUUAUUCUCUAGGUAAGUAAUGAUCAAUCACGUGCCGGUACUAUGUUUAUGUACUUAACAAUAGUUAAUCAAUGAAUGUGUGGUCUGUCAUUUGUUUUCAAUUGUGUUAUGACUGUAUAAAUGAUGUAACAUAUGAUGUCAAAUCUUACCUAAUUUACGUGUAGUACAUUCAGACUAAAGUUCUGUUUUAAAGGUUGUGUUAAUAUUUUACAUUAAGUAAGUAUGUAUGUAUGCACAUGAUUAAGUGUAAUAAAUUAUUU